Molecule: messenger RNA, 1824 nt
Organism: Dermacentor silvarum
Lineage: Eukaryota; Metazoa; Arthropoda; Arachnida; Ixodida; Ixodidae
Product: acetylcholinesterase-1
Exons: 4
Coding region: 1-1824 (607 amino acids)
Biological process (GO): acetylcholine catabolic process; choline metabolic process
Cellular component (GO): plasma membrane
Molecular function (GO): acetylcholinesterase activity
Source: RefSeq, a predicted model, not a curated record
AUGGACGUCGAGAUUGACAGUUUUCAAUCGUCAAGCAGCUUGGCGAGCCUUGAGCGGGAUGUGUCGCAGAGUGAUGACGGCAGCCCCAGGAGCAUCCCCAAGUGGGUGCUCUACGUGCCCAUGGUGGCCUCUGCAGUGUUUCUCUUCGUUUUCAUCGCAACCAAGCGCGCUACCGGCUUCCACGAUGGCGCACCGGUCAGCGGCGCCGCUCGCCGCAGCGCCGUCAUUCAGCCAGUGCUCGAGGAGAUACCGCACGUCGAGGUCCAUCUGAGAGAUCGCAUCUACAGCGGCCGCGUCAUCACGGUGGGGAACCGGAAGCUGCACGCUUUCUUCGGCAUCCCGUUCGCCGAGCCGCCCCUGGGCAACCUGCGAUUUCGCAAGCCCGUUCCGCUGAGACCGCCGCGCGCCAAGUCCGGCCCCCUGGUGAUGGUCCGUCAGAAGCGGUUCCCGUGCCCGCAGAACCAACCCUGGAACCCUCCCAGAGUGCAGUCCCUGGACGUCAACAUCACCGAAGACUGUCUGCACCUGAACGUCUGGGCUCCCGCGGACAGCUCCCGGGGGCGCGCGGUCAUACUGUUCAUUCACGGCGGCGCCUUCCAGAGGGGCGGCAACGACGAGGCCGUCAACGACGGCACCCUGCUGUGCGCCGAAGGCGACGUGGUCGUGGUCGUGCCCAACUACCGACUGAACGCCUUCGGCUUCCUCAACGGCCACGUCGCCAACGCGCCGGGUAACGCGGGUUUGCACGACGUGGUCCUAGCGCUGCGUUGGGUGUACGAGAACAUCGCGCACUUCGGCGGCAAUCCGGGCAAGAUAACCCUCGCCGGCCGGGACGCCGGCGCCGUGCUGGCCGGUUACGUCAUGGUCUCCCCGCUCUCGCAGGGACUGGUGAGACGGUACAUCCUCCUGGACGGGUCUCCCUUCUGGAACCUUCCGGACAACCGAGGCACCAAGAGCGUCGAGAACGUCAAGCUACUCGCGAGGCGCCUCGGGUGCGACCGGGGCGAGGACGUGUUCGACGCCGUUCAGUGUCUCGCCAAGGUCGACCUUUAUGACUACGUCGACUUGGAGGACCUGUCGCAGUUUUCGAUGUACCCGAGCGACCAGGACGACGCCCUGCCCUUCCCGAUCCCGGCCGGUCUCAAGUCUGCGCCGUACGCCGGCGUAGACGUGCUCCUGGGCAACGAGGUGUUUGUAGGCGAUUCCCUGGUCGCACCUUUUCUCACCAUGUCCCUGAGCGGCGUCCUCAACAGGAGUCUUCGCUCCUUCGGCUCCAACUUCCUCAAGAAGUUUGGCUUCGAGAACGGCGCGGAGGCUAUGAAAAAGUACGACAUCUACAGUGCGGCGAACAGGACAGUCGCCUUUGCAGACAUGGUCGGCGACUUCGUGGUUCGUUGCCCGCUGCAGUUUCUCGCUGACGAGCUGGCCAGGCGAAGCCGAAGGGUUUUCUACUAUGUGCUGAAGAGCAAACCGGCCUGGGUUGAACUCAUGGACGCCCCGUACGACCAGAGCCUCCUGUUCGGUCUGCCUCUUGUGGAACCCUCGGCGCCUCCUGACCUCGUGGCGCUAUCCAAGAACGUCAUUUACAGCUGGACCACGUUCGCGAAAACAGGGAAUCUGCGGCUUUUCAACAAAAAGCCGUGGCCACCUUACAGCAGCAGCAGGCGCUCAUUUGUCGUUCUCGGUCACGGCAGAGAGGAAAUAUCGAGCGCCUACCGAGAACGCUUUUGCGACCUCUGGCGCUGCUCGCAUUGUCGGUGGCUGAGGACGAGACUCAAGGAAUCGCUGUUUGUUAGCAUGCCGAUUUAUUUUUCUCAGUUAUGA